CGCGGGAGGGCUCCCGGGACGGGCGAGGCCCCGGAGGCACCGGGCGGGGCCGUGUGGCUGAGGGGGGGGCUCCGCCCCCUGCCGCCCGCCACCGGGCUGUGCCCCGCGGGGAGUGCGGCCGGUGCUGGGCCCGGUGCCGGUCCCGGUGCCGCUACGCGCCCGGUGCUACCGGCGGCGGGGGAGGGGCUGGGGACGGCCCCGCCGGUCGCCUCCGUGCCCCCCCCCCUCGUGUCCCGGGCGUCCCGGGGCUCCCGGUGCUGCGGGCAGGCCGAGGCCGGGAGUCACCGGCACGGGCAGCGCUGCCGGGACCCGCGGGGGGUUCGCUCCGGGCCCCAAACCGGCGACCCCGGGCCCCGAGGCCCCCCCGUGUCCCGUGGCGUGCCCCCGGCCCGGCUCAGCCCCGGGGCUCUGGGGGGGGGCUCAGGGGGCGGGUCCGGUGCGGGCCCGGUGGACGCUUCCCCCCGCGGCCUUCGUGACCCGGCGCCUUCCCGUUUUGGGUUCAAACCGCUCGGUUCCGUGUGCGGGAGAUCACCCGGUGAACCCCGGCUCCCCCCGUGGCUCGCGAGGCGCCGCCGUUCCCCCGGGGCUGGGACCGGGGCGGCCGCGGCCGUGCCCCCCUCACAGCAUUUUGGGGGCCCACGGGCACGGCGGGGGAACCGGGAGGCUCCCCGGAGGUCCCCCCCGUGCCGCAGCCUCCCCGCCAGGCCCGGUGCUCCCGGUGCCGGCUUUGGGGCCGCUUCUCGCCCCCGCUGCCCGAGCCCCGUUCCUGCCCCGCGGGGCACGCAGGGGCCCCGGGAGGCGGUGCCGUUACCGGCAGCCCCGCGGGGGUGGCUGCGCCCUGCUUAUCUCGCGGCCUCGGCCCUAGAUAAGGGCGCGAUGGCUUCGAGGAAGUCAAUCCGGGAAGCGCUGCCCUGCUCCGCCCCACCGGGGGCUCUCGGGGCCGUUCCUGCUCCCCCCCCACCCCCGGCUCCCCGGGGCUCCUUUUUCUGCUCCUUCCUAACCCCGGCUCCCGUUCCGCUCCCUCCCGGGGCUGCAGCCCUGGGGGGCUUCGUGUGCCAGCCCUGGGGGUGAUGUGGGCAGGAUUGGGGCGCUGCUCUGCACGGGGGGGGGCCUGUCCUUGUGGCCCUCUUGGUGCUUUUUUGGGGACCCGGCAGCUUCAGGGCCUUGGGGAUCAGCUCCGGCGCUCAUCUCACGGCACAGAGUCACCGAAACCGAGGCUCUUCUGGUUUGGGAUCUGCCCCGUGCGGCUCCCAACUCCUUUUCCUGGUGGACGAGGCCUGAACAGAGCCGGGUCCGUGCCCAGCUCGGCCUCGCGCCCCGGAGCAUCCCGGUGGUGCCGUUAUCCCGGGACGGGGCCGUGAGGACUGAGGACGCCUCGCGGGUCCCUGCCCCCCGCCUGGGCAGCGUUGCAGCCCCGUCCGCCUGCGGCCAGCGAGGAGCCGGCCCCCUGACCCCCGCGGGUCCCUUCCAGCCGGGGACGUGGUGACUCGAAGGAGCCGGGGCCACCUCCCCGCGGCCCAGGGCCGGGCUGGCUAACUCGCUGUUUGUCCCCGAACCGCAGGUGGGACGGCCAGACGAGAGGGGCUCUGCCUUUCCCUUCCCUGCCCUCCGCCGCCGAUGGAGUACGUGGAUAUGAACAAGCUGAGCUGCGGGAAGAAGACGCGGGUGGAAGGCGGCCAGCUGGGCGGCGAUGAAUGGACGCGCCACGGCAGCUUUGUCAAUAAGCCCACGCGCGGCUGGCUGCACCCGGACGACAAGGUCAUGGGCCCGGGGGUCUCCUACCACGUCAGGUACAUGGGCUGCGUGGAAGUCCUGCAGUCCAUGAGGGCUUUGGAUUUCAACACCAGGACCCAGGUCACCAGGGAGGCGAUCGGCCUGGUGUGCGAGGCUGUGCCCGGUGCCAAGGGAGCCGUGCGGAGGAGGAAGCCCUGCGGCCGCUCCCUGAACUCCAUCCUGGGGAAAAGCAACCUGAAGUUCGCCGGCAUGCCCAUCACCCUGACCAUCUCCACCAGCAGCCUCAACCUCAUGGCCUCCGACUGCAAGCAGAUCAUUGCCCCCUGUGCCUUGCAGAUCAUUGCCAACCACCACAUGCAGUCCAUCUCCUUCGCUUCGGGGGGAGACCCGGACACUGCUGAGUACGUUGCCUACGUUGCCAAAGAUCCCGUCAACCAGAGAGCCUGCCAUAUCCUGGAGUGCCCGGAGGGCUUGGCGCAGGACGUGAUCAGCACCAUCGGGCAGGCCUUCGAGCUGCGCUUCAAGCAGUACCUGAAGAACCCCCCGAAGCUGGUGACGCCCCACGACAGGAUGGCGGGGUUCGACGGCUCUGCCUGGGAUGAGGAGGAGGAGGAACCAGCCCCAGACCACCAGUACUACAACGACUUCCCCGGCAAGGAGCCUCCCAUCGGGGGGGUCGUGGACAUGCGGCUGCGCGAGGGGGCUGCGCAGACCCCCAACCACCUGGGGGCCACGCUGCCCGUCGGCCAGACCUCUGGUGGGGAGUACGACCCGCGGAAGCAGCACGCUCCUGCCCAGGCAGGGAGAGAGAAAUACCCGGCUGCAGCAGGCGCGGCCGGCCGCACCGACCUGUUCGAUGACCCGUCCUACGUCAACGUGCAGAACGUGGACAAGGCGCGCCAGGCGUCCGCUGCCGGAGCCCCCACAACGGCCAACGGCAGCGCCCAGCGGGACCUUUUCGACAUGAAGCCCUUUGAGGACGCCCUGCGCGUGCCCCCCGCCGUGCCCGUGAGCCUGCCGCCGGCACAGGUGGUGGCCUCCAUGGAGGAGCAGCUGCGCCGGGAGCCCUGGUACCACGGGAAGAUGAACCGCAAGGAGGCCGAGAAGCUGCUGAAGGUGAACGGAGACUUCCUGGUGCGGGAGAGCACCACCACCCCCGGCCAGUACGUGCUGACCGGCCUGCAGGGCGGGCAGCCCAAGCACCUGCUGCUCGUCGAUCCCGAAGGAGUGGUGCGGACAAAAGACCACCGCUUCGAGAGUGUCAGCCACCUCAUCAGCUACCACAUGGACAAUCACCUGCCCAUCAUCUCGGCUGGCAGCGAGAUGUGCCUGCAGCAGCCUGUGGAAAGGAGACUGUGAGCGCCCGGGGACCCCGGUGCGCGGCCCCCACCCCCCCCGGCCCCGCUCCCUGCCCCAGGGGGGGAGCGCUUGGACUCACAGCCGGGUGCCCUGCCCAGGACCGGGCUCGGACUGCCUGGGGACGGCCCCAUCCCCGGUCCCCGUCCGCCACGAGGAGCUGGUGGCCACGGGGAUGGCGCGGCGGGAGCUGCCUGCAGGGCGGGGGGCUGUCGUUGCCAAAGCCCCUGCCUCCCCCCAGCUCCAGCCUUUGCACAGCAGCUCAGCUCGAACCAAAGCCUGGCCCCGGGCGGUGUCGCCGCAGCGUGGUGUGGCCGUGACCCCUUUUGUGCUCACCCAGGGGGGGCACGGGCCCUCGGCCCCUCGGCCCGCCAGCCCCAAGGGGGGGGGGGGGGUCCAGCCGGGGGCUCCCCAAGCACAAGGCCGGGCGGCCGCGCACCGAAUGUACCCGAUCACUUUACGUGUUAACUGUGCCUUGACCCCGCAGGUCCCACACACUUAUGCAAUGCAGCCGGGCGGGGGGGCGACGGCCCCGAGCCCCCUCCGGGCCCCCACCGAGCCCCUUCCCCGGGCACCCUCCCCAGAGAGAGAGGGGUUUUUUGGGGUGGGGGGGGGGAGAGUGGCCGGGCCCCGCCGCAUGCACCUCGUUCCCUGAAGCCAAAGCGCAGCCCUGCCCCGGCCCCGCUAUAACCAAAGGACGCGGCGGGCGGAAUUAAAGUUGGUAUUUCUCUA
Messenger RNA from Anas platyrhynchos (mallard), 3822 nucleotides. NCBI's taxonomy places the organism in Eukaryota, Metazoa, Chordata, Aves, Anseriformes, Anatidae. The record is from RefSeq and is a predicted model, not a curated record.